CACGCACUUGACCAAUUGCGCCGCGCAGGAGUCCUGAUGGAUCGUUUGAAUUCGGCGAUCCUCUCCGGGUAGAUGUGGUACAGUACAGUGGGUAGUUGUAGUGAAGGGCUCUGUGCGUGAGUGUGUUCGUGUGCGCGUUUGUGUGAAUGUGCACUCCUAGAAUAGAAAAGCCAGAGCAAGAAGGAGAAGAAGGAGAAGAAGAGAGGCGGGAUCGGUUUAUGCCUUGGUGAAAUCCAGGGUGAAGCACAUAGAUCGUCUGUAACAGAUCGAUCAGCAGUUCGCGUUCCCUUUGAGGAUUUGAUGGAUGUUUGAUCAGUGGAUGUGAUGCCCAUAUAUAUCAUCGACCGAAAAUUUCCCGACACAUCUGGUGAGUUGAUACAGCCGGCAGCUGAAGGAGGAGCCCUGAGAAUGACAGAGACCAACCCCCCUAAGUCGGCUAAGAAGCCCCGCUGGACCUCCCUGGAGAUCGGCCUCAUCACUAUCGUCUCCUUGCUCUUCAUCGUCAUCAUUGCCCUCAUCAUCCUGUUUGCCACACAGAAGAGUGAUGAAAUCUGCACCACAGCUGACUGCACGCAGUCAGCGUCUCGUCUCAUUGAGAACAUGGAUGCUAGCGUGGACCCUUGUGACAACUUCUACCAGUAUGCCUGCGGAGGUUGGCUUAAAAAGAACAUCAUCCCAGAGACCAGCUCUAGAUACAGCACCUUUGACAUCUUACGAGACGAACUGGAGGUCAUCCUCAAAGGUGUCCUUGAAAAAAUGGUGGAAGGGGAAGCCGCUGCUCUCACCAAGGCUAAGACCCUUUACAAGUCCUGUACCAAUGAGAGUUUGAUUGAGCUCAGAGGAGGAGCUCCUUUGCUCGACAUGCUGCCUGAUGUGUUUGAGUGGCCCAUAGCUGUGGACAACUGGGAAACCAACUUUGGUAAAACCUGGAGGCUGGAGGACGUCAUCGCCAAGCUGAAUGAGAAAUAUGGAACUCAACUCUUGGUUAACUUUUUUGUCGGCACCGAUGACAGGGACUCCAAUUCACACAUCAUUCAUUUUGACCAGCAGACAAGCCUAGGCCUUUUGUCCAGAGAUUACUACGCCUGCACCGGACCCUAUGCAGAGGCAUGUCGGGCCUAUGAGCAGUUCAUGAUUGACCUGGCUAAGCUGAUCCGCACGGACCGGAGUUUGGCCAUCAAUGAAACCCGCAUCAGAGAGGAGGUGACACGAGUUAUGGACCUGGAGAGGGACAUCGCCAACGCUACUGAUACUCCAGAGGACCGUAACAACCCAGUGUUGCUUUACAACAAGAUGGAACUGCGCGAUCUGAACGCCAACUUCACCCUUGAGGUUGAAUCACAGGCAUUUGACUGGAGUUACUUCACAGCUAAGAUAAUGGAUACCGUGAACAUCAGCGUUCCUGACACAGAGAAGGUCAUAAACUACUCCCCUAACUAUUACAGACGACUCAACCUUAUAUUGGCCAGAUACACCAAGAGGGAUCUGCAGAACUACAUGGUGUGGCGUUUUGCUAUGAACAUGGUGGUUGGCCUGAGCAGAUCUUACAGGGACACCAGGAAAGCCUUCCGCAAGGCUCUGUCUGGUACAACGUCAGAGGCAGCAGUGUGGCGACAGUGUGCACUUUAUGUCAACAACAACAUGGACAAUGCUGUUGGACGACUGUAUGUGCAGGAGGCUUUCUCUGAAAAGAGCAAAGAACUGAUGGAAGAGAUGAUUAAAGAUAUUCGGGAAGUCUUCAUUAGUAACCUCAAUGACCUGACUUGGAUGGAUGCAGAGACAAAGAAAGCAGCUGAGGAGAAGGCCCGAGCUAUUCGAGAACGGAUCGGCUAUUCUGACAAAAUCAUGGAUGACAAAUACCUUAACAAUGAGUACAAAGAUCUGAGCUACAAUGCAGAGGAGUACUUUGAAAACAUCCUACAGAACCUGGAGUAUGUACAGAAGAAACGCCUGCGGAAACUCAGAGUCAAAGUCAACAAAGAGGAGUGGGUGACUGGAGCUGCUGUUGUCAAUGCCUUCUACUCCUCCAGCAAAAACCAAAUAGUGUUCCCUGCAGGUAUCCUCCAACCACCUUUCUUCAGCAAAGGCCAGGCUAAAUCUCUCAACUAUGGUGGCAUCGGCAUGGUAAUAGGUCACGAGAUCACACAUGGCUUUGAUGACAAUGGCCGUAACUAUGAUAAGGAUGGUGACCUGAAGGACUGGUGGACACCAGACUCCACUCAGAGGUUCCUGGAGCUGUCAAAGUGCAUUGUCGAUCAGUAUGGCAACUUCUCUUGGGACCUGGCCAAUGGACUCAAUUUAAAUGGUAAUAACACUCUUGGGGAGAACAUUGCAGACAACGGAGGGAUAAGGCAAGCAUAUCAGGCCUACAAGAACUACGCGAAGGAGCAUGGAGAGGAGCCACCACUGCCUGGCAUUGACCUUUCCCAUGAUCAACUUUUCUUCCUAAACUUUGCUCAGGUGUGGUGUGGAACACACAGACCAGAGCAAGCUGUUAAUUCCAUUAAAGUAGAUGUACACAGUCCAGGGAAGUUCAGGGUACUGGGCUCCCUUCAGAAUUUCCCAGAAUUUGCCAAAGCAUUCAACUGCAACAAGGGCAACUACAUGGUCCCAGACAACAUCUGCCGUGUGUGGUGAUCCACAGACCUCUAGGAAGGGGGACUGUUCUGAUGUGGGUCGUCCCUGUCCCCCGUGCAGUACCUCUCCCCUUUGAUUGCUGGAGCACUCGUGGUUGGCUACAGGGAAGUGACAACUCCCCUUGGCUCUUUACUGGAUGGACCAGGGCUGGUGGACUGACACUGCAGUAUGCACUUCCUCCGAGGACAACAGCGGACUGUUCCCUCACGGACAGACGGAGAACUGUCUCUCCGAUUCUGAUACUGUAGUUCAUUCAAUCAGUCUGAUUAUUCUGCUACUCACUGGAUACAAUCACUCCUCGUGUUUUAUUUUUCUCUUCAUUUUCAUCUUGUUUUACUCAUCAUUUGUGAGUUUGCCAAUGUGUAUGUGAGUGUGUGUGUGUGAGUUUGUUUCAGUCAAAAUACUGUAAAAGUAGUUGGCAAGAGAGGGGCAGACAGACAAAUGUGCUCAAACCCACUGGCAUAUGAAUACACCAAGCACCCACUCACACUCAUACACAUGGAACAGGGCUGAAGCACUGUACUGUAUGUGGGACUGAGCUGUAUGCCUCUCAUAAAACCUCAGCUGGUUUCAGCCUUCAUCUACACAUUGGCACACUCUACAAUGUACUUGUAUUGUACUCUUUGUUAAUACUUAGAACUAGAUUAGGUAAAUUAUUACAGAAAAUCAGAAUUUAUUUUGUUGAAUAGACCAGUAAGUAUUUAAUCGUGAUCACAUAUUACACAAUACUGUUCAUUUAAUGUUAAUGACUUAACUGCAGUUGACAGGCAGCUGCUGUUCAUUAGCAGUAUGUCAAAUAAACCAAAAGGAAUUUUUUUGCCAUUAAGAUGACAGCUGGUCAUGAAUCAUUGAGCUGACAAUCGACAGACACCGGACCCUUUUUAUAUGUUCACUGAGCCUUCUGUGUGUUUCUGUAUGGAUGUAUGUCUCAAUGUGUUUUCCAGUCUUUGCAAGUCAUUAUGAUCGCUGUCUAUCGGUUUGUCAAGCAAAUUGGUAUGCCUUACAUUAUCUGUUGUGCUACUGUGUGUGAGAAUAGAGAGACUACUUUGUCUUUUUUGCUUUCUUGCCAAGGGUUAGAUGAGAAGACCCAUGCUCUCUUGCAUGUAUGCUAAAGCCAAGAGCCAGUUACCUUAGCUUAGCAUAAAGACUGGAAACAGCUAGCCUGACUCUGGCCAAAGGGGGGAAAAAAAAGUUUUCUACCAGCACCUCUAAAGCUCACUAAUCAACACCUUGCACCCUGUUUGCUUAAUCAGUAUAAAAACCAAAGUGUAGAAACACCUUCAUGGAGUCUCUGCUAGGUACAUGGCCACCUAACAGUAAUUACAAGACUCCAGGACUUGGAGUUUUUACACUUAAAUCUUUGUGUCUAUGCGUUGAAAAACCAAAACUUAACGUGUUAAUUUGUGAGCUUUAAAUGUGCUGUGUUGAUUGGUAAUUAUUUUCUAUUCUUUUUUUUCUGCUUUUUUAACCUUUGGACAGAGCCGUGCUAGCUGUUUCAGUCUUUAUGCUAACCUAAGAUAACCUUCUCCUGGCUUUAUAUUUAAUGGAUAUGAGAGUGGUAUUCGAUCAAACUCCACCUCGAGUAAGUGAAUAAGCUUAUUUCAAAAAAUGUUGAACUAUUCUUAUAAGAAAGCUGAUUUCUGUUUGAUCUUGGUCUAAUCACAUGAAGUGCGCUGUUUUACCCAUCUUUUCGUUUAAUGAUUCUUUUACACACUGAAGCAGAAGUCAGUUGGCACAUGAUAAUAUAAUUAAGCUCUUAAAGGGAUCGUUAUCUUAUCUAUUUUAAAACGGAGUCUAUGCUGGAGCCUAAUGAACUUUGCAAAAGUGCAUGCAUUUUUAUGAAUGCUGAAGGUUUUAUGAAGUCAGUGAAUUCCAAUUCACUGUUUUAUAUGGCUUUAUUUUCUACAUACAAAAUGUAUCUGAAGCUGUGAUACAAGGUUGUUAAUUGUGGAAAAUUUUGCCUUUACCUUUUUAUAUAGAAAUUAGUGCAAUGAAUGAUGUGCUAUGAUCAUGCAGACCACUUCUUUAGACUGUAUACAACAUACUCCAUGUUCAGCCUUUAUGCAUUGUUGUUUCCUUUUUUUUUGUUGUCAUCAUUGUUUGUGCAAACUUUCUGUCUCUCUGUCACUGUCGCUCACUCCCUCAGGCUUUCUUUCUUUUUGCGUCUCUCACACACUCCACCUGUAGAAAGACAGAUAUACCUCAGUUGCCUGUAUUUAGAUACUUUAUAAUAAUGACUGAUAAUCAUCUUGAGGAGCAUUUUUUUCUUUCAAAAUAAAUCUUUAAAUAACACACUGA
Xiphias gladius (swordfish) is the source of this 4935-nucleotide messenger RNA. RefSeq names its product neprilysin-like. Gene Ontology annotation, cellular component: plasma membrane. Lineage: Eukaryota; Metazoa; Chordata; Actinopteri; Istiophoriformes; Xiphiidae. Gene Ontology annotation, biological process: amyloid-beta clearance; protein processing. Bases 325 to 2637 code for a protein of 770 amino acids. The transcript has 23 exons. Gene Ontology annotation, molecular function: metalloendopeptidase activity. The record is from RefSeq and is a predicted model, not a curated record.